This is a messenger RNA of Solea senegalensis (Senegalese sole), 1350 nucleotides long. RefSeq names its product granulocyte-macrophage colony-stimulating factor receptor subunit alpha-like. The record is from RefSeq and is a predicted model, not a curated record. Gene Ontology annotation, molecular function: protein binding. The transcript is spliced from 10 exons. The coding region runs from base 90 to 1115 and encodes 341 amino acids. NCBI's taxonomy places the organism in Eukaryota, Metazoa, Chordata, Actinopteri, Pleuronectiformes, Soleidae.
AAUGUGUCUUUGUCUUAAAACUGAUUGAAAGCACUCACUGAACCAUAGUCAGUGUCUACAGAGGGAGGGACAGCAGAAGGUUGGCUACUAUGCUGUGUCUUGUCAAUCUAAUAUGUUGGACUAUCUUCCUGGUAUUAGGGGCAUCACAUGGAGUGACAGAGGAGAACAAUCAGGAUGUCUGCCAGGAGGAACAGUACAUUGAUGAGCUCUCGGUGAAGUCGUCUACAGGCCAGGAGGUCCUUUUAGAGAUGAAAGACAUAAAUGAAACCUUCAUCUGCCUCCUUUACCCAACUUAUCUACUCAACUGCUCCUGGUCCUUCCUCACUGAAGAGGAGGACACUCAGCUUUCUGUCACCAUCAGUAUUUGUGAUGGUAACACACCAGUUCAGUCUCCGAGUUAUUCGUCUGUGGAAAGAGUCGGAUCGAGGACUUUAACUCAGCAGCAGCUCAACAAUCUACAGGUAGUGCUUCAGUUUAACAUGUCUUGGCCUGACAAGUGGAAAGUCUACAGCUACAAAUACGACAGCCAAAUGUUGGAGUUCCUGCCACCACCCACAAACGUCUCUGCGACAGUCACAAAUGGAAGUCUUGUGGUGAAGUGGGCUCUGCCCCACGACCAAUCACACCCAAUGUGCUUUGAAUACCAGCUGGACCUGGGUGAUCAGGAAGCACCUAGACAUUUGGGAGCCCAGCUCUCUUACACAGAGCUGAGCGCAGAUCCCACUCACACCUACAGAGUGAGGAUAAGGAUGAGGAGGAACAGUGGAUGCAUUGGAUCGGCUCAGUGGGGUGAAUGGAGUCCCACUGUCACGGUGGAACAACCAUGCAGACUCAACAUUCUGUUGAUGGUCACAUUGUCGUUUGGUAUACCCAUGAUCCUCCUGGCCGUGCUGUUGUUGAUGCGACAGCAAAGGCUUUCUACUCUUCUGUUUCCUCCGAUUCCACGCCCCCCGUCCAAGUACAUGCAUUUCCUGGAAAAAAGUGACACAUUCAGUUUCCCCUACCCGGCCCUGCCAUCCAAGACCGAGGAGGAGAUCACGAAGGUGGAAGUCGCAGAGGAGAACCCAGAGACUUUUAAAAGCAUGAACAUGACCAGGACACAUUCUAAUCUGUGAACCUCUGCAGAGGGAAUGUCUGACUCUGUGUGUGUGUGUGUGUGUGUGUCUUUGUAUCGGAAAUGUUUUUUGUCAAUGUUCAGACAUUUAAAAAAAGAAAGAGGAUUUAGUUCAAUCACGCGCUGUUCGAAAACAGCUUUGAUGAAUCGCCCUUCUCUUUGCCUGAACUGUGAAUCUAGUGCUUCUUGGAAAUGUGUUUCUUGCACAUGAAAUAAAGUGGAGUGAUACAUUGUUA